Cucumis melo (muskmelon) is the source of this 696-nucleotide messenger RNA. RefSeq lists its product as uncharacterized. NCBI's taxonomy places the organism in Eukaryota, Viridiplantae, Streptophyta, Magnoliopsida, Cucurbitales, Cucurbitaceae. The record is from RefSeq and is a predicted model, not a curated record. Bases 1 to 696 code for a protein of 231 amino acids. The transcript has a single exon.
AUGGAUGAGCAAACCAAUGAUCAGGUUCAAGCUGUUCGUCAAGACGUUGAAGAUUUGAAAGAUCAAUUGGCAAAAAUCCUAGAAUUGCUCACCACUGGAAGAGGAAAGAGUGUUACAGGGGCUUCAUCACAAGUGGAAGUGAAUUUGAAUCAGGUACUAGAGGACAUGUCUGCAUACCCCUCGGAUUUCACUCCUCAAAAGUCGUCUAGUCCAUGCAUGGUGGAUAGGACAUAUCCUACAUCAUUUUCCGCGCCAAAUCCUAACACAACCACCCAACAAGCAGCCCAUGCGAGCAAUCCCACAUCUACUCCAAUUAUGGAAGGUGGUAAGAAAAUUUCAGAAGAGCAGGGUAGUAGAAGAAGACUGGAAUUUCUAGAAGAAAGACUGUGCGCCAUUGAAGGUGCAGACAUGUAUGAGAGUAUCGACGUAACACAACUAUGUUUGAUAUCAGAUGUGGUGAUCCCUCCCAAAUUCAGGAUUCCAGAUUUUGAGAAAUACAAUGGAACCACGUGCCUAAAAAGUCACCUAGUUAUGUACUGCCAAAAAAUGUCAACUUAUGCUCAUGAUGAAAAAUUGUUAAUUCAUUGCUUCCAAGAUAGCUUAGUCGGCUCGACUUCUUGCUGGUACAUGCAAUUGGAUGGUUCACAAGUGCAUAGGUGGAAGGAUCUUGCUAAUUUCUUUUUUAAAACAAUAUAA